Messenger RNA from Ostreobium quekettii, 1569 nucleotides. The record is from the annotation of a GenBank genome assembly. NCBI's taxonomy places the organism in Eukaryota, Viridiplantae, Chlorophyta, Ulvophyceae, Bryopsidales, Ostreobiaceae.
AUGGACUCCACAUCGUCCAGCGAGGAGGGAAAACUGCAGAGGAUGAUGGCCUGGGCUGCUGGGGACAGCGCCCAUGCAGCCAUGAACGCCACAUGUCCCUGUGAGAAAACUCUGGCCCUGAAGAACGUGGAGACAGAGGAGCACUCGCCCCAGGGUGUGCAGCCCAUUUUGCACAAGGACACAGCCUCCAUGGUGACUAAAGGCUUUGACCACGAUGCAGAGGCCCUGAAGCUGCAGCUUCAGUGUGCUGCUCAGAGGGAGGCAGCCCUUCUUCUGUCUCAGGCCAUAGCUGAACGCAAGGCAAAACGUCUGAGUACAGAGCUUGACAACUUGAAAGGCGAAAAGACUGCAACAGCCGAGGUUGAAAAUCAAAAGCUUCAAGAGCAGCUCAAAAUGGUCAAUGGGAGAGCGGGCUCCUUUAAGAUUGAGGUAGAAGAGGUUCAAGCGCAGCUGGAGAGCUGCAGAUUCCACUGCAAGCAGAAGGAAAAGAAACUGACUGCGGCAAUGCAGGAAGUCCAACAACUGCAGGACGACAUGCAGGCAUUGGGUUUGCAGUAUGAGGAGGAUUGGGGCUCCAGGGUGCAAGAUGUGUCGGCACAGAUGGACGCGAUGAGAACGUUGCUUCUGUUGCUGUGUGACGAUGUUUUGGAGGCGUCAUGUCUUUCUGGCCUUGCCAACGUGCAGCAAACCUCCAGCAAAGACUGGAAACAGGUCAUUCAGGAGCUAAAAUCAUCCGAUCAGAAGGACCUGGACGAUUUCACAGAGGACAGGUCUCUGCGGUGUGAAGAAGCUGAGAGGAAGGCGUCACUAUAUGCGGUGCAGUUGGGUGACGCUGUCUUGGAACUGGAAAAAGCAAGAGGCGAGUGUGAAGCUAGAGGCCGUGAGCUGCAAUGCAAGGCCACAGAGCUGGCCACAUCCAAUGAGCGAGUGAGAGAAAUGGCAGCAGAAUUCGAUUCCCUGGACGCCCGAAAUUCGUCCCUGGAGGGGAGCAUUGCCGAUUUGGAGCAGCUCCUGAGCAAAGAAAGGCAGGAGGCCAGAGAAACAGAGUGUCUCUUCAGUGAAGCGAAAGGCAAAAUUGAGGCUCUGGAAUCCAGGCUGGUGGCCCUGGAGCAUGCCUUGGACUCCCAACAGCUGGAGGCCAAAACUGCGGCAGACUGUGUCCAGGCAAAAGAUGACAGGAUCAAGGAGAUGCGAGCAGCUCUCACCCUACUCACAGAGGACCAGGGUCGUUUGGAGCUGGAGUUGAGGCGACAGCUUGAUGCAACAAAGAGUGCUUUGGAACAAGCUGAGCAUCGCCAGGAAAAGGAUGCGCAGCAGCUUUGCAAGCUGUUCCAGGACUUGGAAAACUCCCAACACCGAAUCGAUGUGCUCAAUACCAAAGCCAGUGAAGCAGAGAGGGUGCAAAGACAGAGCGAGGAAAAGGCGGAGAAGCUGCAGAAUGUGCUUUGCAUGCUUUGCAACCAGGAGAGGACGCCAUUGCAGCGCUCUCAUCGAAGUCCAAGGAACAGUCUGCGAUUUUCUCCAUCGGCAGUUCAGACGAUCAUCUGUGCAGAAUUCAGAAGGGUCUGA